UAAAACGAGUUUUUGGUUCAGGAAUUUCUUGAAUUCCCGAUCUGCCAAAUUAGGGUUUCGGAGUAUCCGGAAGCCGGAUUGAGCCCAAAUUUCAUAUACGAGCUUCCUGCAGCGAGGUAAUCAAUCCUCUAGUUCUAAUCCCUGAAUUUCGGCUAUUAUUUAGGCCGGGGUCCAAACCGCUGAAUUUAGCUCCGGCCAGGGUUUGAUGUGUUUUUAUCGAGAAUUUGACCCGGAGCCCAGAACUAAUAUUGACGGGGAUACUGCAGGGGAUAUUAGGACGGUCUCGGAUUUUAAUUCGGGGUUCGUUCGUGAAAUUGACAUUUUAGUACGGGAAGGUUAAACCGGUGUUUGAACGACCAGAACUGGUGAGGGAUUGGCACGGCAUACCGGGUUUGUCGUAUCAUGAUAAUUAUAUUGAUGCUUAGAAUUGAUCUAGGUGAACUAGAAUGGCAUGAUUAGGGGUGUAUGAACUUUUGUGCUAUAUGUUGAACCCUGGAUUGCUGUAUGAUAUUAUUGACUUGCCCUAAUCGAUAUGAACCUUGUUUAUGCGGAUGAUUGUGUAUAUGUUGCAAAUUGUGGGCUUGACUGUUAAUAUGCUUUACGAUGGUUCGAGAAGGUGAUUAGGUAUGAUUUUUCAUGAUUGUUGUAUUUGGAUGCACAAGUGGGAAAAUAUAUAUUCCCAGGGUGAUAUUAUGAUGUUUAAUGAGGAUGACUUGCACGAGGGUUUAUCCCGAGGAAGUGCAAUUAUACGACUCCUGAUUUACCUAUGUUGAGCCAAUUAUGGUCAGGUCAAGUACAUGUGCAAGUAACGAAUUGUGAUUAAGCAAGAUGAGAUAUGAAUCAUGUACAAGGAUACCAAAUAUGAGUGUUGUGGUCUCAUGGUCAACUACAUAGUAAUUAGGGCUCCCUAUGCUAUUACUCUAUUAUGAUAUGUAUGAUAGUCACACCUCUCAUGUGGUGGUGACUGAAGAAUUCUUAUGAGAUAUGACCACACCCAGAGCGGUGUCGGGGUAUGACUACACCCAUAGUGGUGUGGGGUAUGUAUGACCACAUCCGACGGGAUGUUGGGGUAUGUAUGACUACAUCCGACGGGAUGUGGGGUAUGUUUCCCGGGAGAGUUAUUAGCAUGGGAGUAGCCAGGCGCCUAUGAUUAAAACAUGAUAAGAUGCAUAUGCAUAAGUCAAAGUGGUUGAGUCUUUUGCUUAUUGGGAUAUGAGGAUGGCUGAGGUCCGAUCCUAGUGUUUUGGCUUGAUUGUUAGAUGUAUGAUAGGGGUAUGCUAUGUUAUGAACUCACGAUGCUAUGAUUAUCUCACUCAGCCAUGAGCUGACCCUCUUUUAUUCUUCUUCUCUGCUUAUGCUAUGUGUAAGCAGAUCAUCAGCAGCAGCAGUAGAUAAGUGUUAGGUGGGAGAGGAGCUAGAGUUGAAGCCAGGAUGAGGUAUGGUCUUCAACUAUUCUGUGCUUGGACUACUACUCGGGAUUUUGGCCAGUGAUCCACACCUUUUUGUAAAAAAAUGUUUUGAGAACGUUUUUCAUGUGCAUACUAGCUUCUGAUGUAGUGUGAGAUAUCCACAGGUGUGGAAAGUUAAUGAUAUGUGUAUAUGUUGUGUAACUGUGUAAGUUGUGACGAUUAUGGCUUGUAUUAGUAUGAUAUGCAGUUGUGUAGUAUGAAACUGUGACUAUGGCUACGAAAGCCAAUGCAUAUGGUUGUGAGUAUAUAUGUUUGUGAUGAAUUAUUUUGCAGGAUAAGUUGCAAGAACUGUUAGCCCAUUACGCGAGUAAUUCAUGUCGAAAUUUUAUUUAGGUAAAUUUUGAUAAUUAUUGUAACACCCGAGAUUAAUUCCGCUGCAGUUGUAUGAACAGUAUGAUUAGGCAAAACAUAUAGGGUAGGGUGUUACAGCUACAGAUCACGAAUUCGGCACUAGUCUAUUCUCUAUCGAUGAUGCAGUCUAUUGAUCCUAUUAUUUGCUGAUGCUUAAGCUCAUUAGACACCGAUUUGGGCAGAUUUUUUUUCGGAUGACAUUUUCGUAAUUUUUUGGAAAUUUUUUUUUAAAGGCAAUUUUUCUUGAAUUUCGAGGGCUAUAUAUCACGGAUUCGGCCCGAGGCUAUUCUCCACCGAGGAUUAAGUCCAUCAAGUACCGGUUUGGGCGGAUUUCUUCCGAGUCCAAUUUUGGCAUAUUCAAAAGGGGUACCAUCAAGAUUUCGGGUGAUUUUUUCGAAAUAUCAUUUUCUUCCCAUUUGGAAGGCUAGAUCACAGAUUCGGCUUGAGGUUAUUCUCCACCGAUGAUGAAGUCUAUUGAUCCUAUUCGCCGCCGAUGCUUAAUCCCGUUAGGCACCUAUUUGAGUGCAUUUAUUUUCGGAUGUCAUUUUCGUACUUUUUGUGCUAUUUUUUUCGAAAGGCCAUUUUCCAAGGAUUUCGAAUGCUACAGAUCACGAAUUUGGUUUGAGGUUAUUCUCCACCGAGGAUUAAGUCCGUCAAACACCGAUUUGGGUGGAUUUAUUCUGGGUCCAUUUUUUGCAGAUUCCAAAGGGGUACCAUCACUGAUUUCAGGUGAUUUUUCCGAAAUGCUAUUUUCUUCUGAAUUGGAAGGCUAGAGAUCACGGAUUCGGCCCGACGCUAUUCUCCACCGAUGAUGAAGUCUAUUGAUGCUAUUCUCCGCCGAUGCUUAAGCUCGUUAGGCUAUGAUUUGGGCGGAUUUAUUUUCGGAUUGCAUUUCGCAAUUUUUUAGGAGAUUUUUUUCAAAAGACCAUUUUUCUUGGAUUUCAAAGACUAUAGAUCACGGAUUCGGCCUGAGACUAUUCUCCCCCGAGGAUUAAGUCCGCCCAGCACAAAUUUGAGUGUAUUUCUUUCGGGUCCAUUUUUGGCAGAUUCCAAAGGCGUACCAUCACAUAUUUCAGGUGAUUUUUCCGAAAUGCCAUUUUCUACCGAUUUGGAAGGCUAGAGAUCACGGAUUCUCCCAAGGCUAUUCUCCACCGAUGAUGAAGUCUAUUGAUCCUAUUCUCCGCCGAUGCUUAAGCCGAUUAGGCACCGCUUUCGGCGGAUUUAUUUUUGGGCAUUUUCGUAAUGUUUUGGGCGAUUUUUAUAAAAAAGGCCAUUUUUCUUGGAUUUCGAAGGCUACAUAUCACGGAUUCGGCCUCAGGCUAUUCUCCACCAAGGAUCAAGUCCAUAAAGUACCAAUUUGGGCGGAUUUCUUCCGAGUCCAUUUUUGGCAGAUUCAAAAGGGGUACCAUCACAGAUUUCGGGCGAUUUUUCCGAAAUAUCAUUUUCUUCCCAUUUGGAAGGCCAGAGAUCACAGAUUCAGCUUGAGGUUAUUCUCCACCGAUGAUGAAGUCUAUUGAUCCUAUUCUUCGCCGAUGCUUAAGCCCAUUAAGCACCGAUUUGGGUGCAUUUAUUUUAGGAUGACAUUUUCGUAAUUUUAUGUACGAUUUUUUUCGAAAUGCCAUUUUCCUUGGAUUUCGAAUUUUACAUAUCACAGAUUCGGUUUGAGGUUAUUCUCCAUCGAGGAUUAAGUCCGUCAAGCGCCGAUUUGGGUGGAUUUAUUCCGGGUCCAUUUUUAGCAUAUUCCAAAGGGGUACCAUCACAUAUUUCGGGUGAUUUUUCCGAAAUGCUAUUUUCGUCCGAAUUGGAAGGCUAGAGAUCACGGAUUCGGCCCGAGGCUAUUCUCCACCGAUGAUGAAGUCUAUUGAUCCUAUUAUCCGGCGAUGCUUAAGACUGAUAGGCUCCGAUUUGUGUGAAUUUAUUUUCAGAUGACAUUUUCGUAAUUUUUGAUCGAUUUUUUUCAAAAUGCCAUUUUACUUGGAUUUCGAAGGCUACAGAUCAUGGAUUCGGCUUGAGGCUAUUCUUCACUGAGGAUUAAGUCCAUCAAGCACUGAUUUGGUCGGAUUUUUUCAGGGUCCAUUUUUGGCAAAUUCCAAAGGGGUACCAUUACAGAUUUCAUGUGAUUUUUUCCGAAUGCCAUUUUCUUCCAAUUUGGAAGGCUAGAGAUCACGGAUUCGGCCCAAGCCUAUUCUCCACCGAUGAUGAAGUUUAUUGAUCCUAUUCUCCGUCGAUGCUUAAUCCCAUUAGGCACCGAUUUGUGCGGAUUUUUUUCCGGAUGACAUUUUCAUAAUUUUUGGGAGAUUUUUUUCAAAAGGCCAUUUUCCUUGAAUUUCGAAGGCUACAGAUCACGGAUUCGCCCUGAGGCUAUUAUACACAGAGGAUUAAGUCCAUCAAGCACCGAUUUCGGCGGAUCUCUUCCGGGUCCAUUUUUGGCAGAUUUCAAAGGGGUACCAUCACAGAUCUCUGGUGAUUUUUCCGAAAUGCCAUUUUCUUCCGAUUUGGAAGGCUGGAGAUCACGGAUUUGGCCCGAUGCUAUUCUCCAUCUACGAUGAAGUAUAUUGAUCAUAUUCUCCGCCGAUGCUUAAGCUCGUUAGGCACCAAUUUGGGCGGAUUGAAUUUCGGAUGUCAUUUCCGUAAUUUUUUUGGCGAUUUUUUUCGAAAGACCAUUUUCCUUGGAUUUCGAAGCUACAGAUCACGGAUUCGGCCUGAGGCUAUUCUCCACCGAGGAUUAAGUCCAUCAAACACCGAUUUGGGCGGAUUACUUCUGGGUCCAUUUUUGGCAGAUUCCAAAUGGGUACCAUCAUACGUUUCGGUUGAUUUUUCCGAAAUGCCAUUUUCUUCCGAUUUGGAAGGCUAGAGAUAACGGAUUUGGCCCGAGGCUAUUCUCCACUGAUGAUGAAGUAUAUUGAUCCAAUGCUCCGCCGAUGCUUAAGUUCGUUAGGCACCGCAUCGAUUUGGACGAAUUUAUUUUCGGGUGACAUUUUUCCAAAUUUUUUUUGCGAUUUUUUUCGAAAGGCCAUUUCCUUGGAUUUCGAAGGCUACAGAUCAAUAAUUCUGUUAGAGGCUAUUCUCCACCGAGGAUUAAGUCCAUCAAGCACCGUUUUUGGCUAAUUUUUUCUGGGUCCAUUUUUUGUAGAUUCCAAAGGGGUACUAUCACAGAUUUCAGGUGAUUUUUUCGAAAUGUCAUUUUCUUCCGAUUUGGAAGGCUAGAGAUCACGGAUUCGGUCCGAUGCUAUUCUCCACCGAUGAUGAAGUAUAUUGAUCAUAUUCUCUGCCGAUGCUUAAGACCGUUAGGCACCGAUUUGGGCGGAUUUAAUUUCGGAUGGUAUUUUCAUAAAAUUUUUGGCGAUUUUUUUCGAAAGGAAAUUUUCCUUGGAUUUCGAAGGCUACAGAUUACGGAUUCGCCGUGAGGCUAUUCUCCACCGAGGAUUAAUUCCAUCAAGCACCGAUUUGGGCGGAUUACUUCCGGGUCCAUUUUUUGCAGAUUCCAAAGGGGUACCAUCACAGAUUUCGGUUAUAUUUUCCGAAAUGCCAUUUUCUUCCGAUUUGGAAGGCUAGAGAUCACGGAUUUGGCUCGAGACUAUUCUCCACCGAUGAUGAAGUCUAUUGGUCCUAUUCUCCGCCGAUGCUUAAUCCCGUUAGGCACCGAUUUGUGCAGAUUUUUUCCCGGAUGAUAUUUUCGUAAUUUUCGGGCGAUUUUUUUCAAAUAGCCAUUUUCCUUGAAUUUUGAAGGUUACAGAUUACAGAUUCGGCCUAAGACUAUUCUACACCGAGGAUUAAGUCCAUCAAGCACCGAUUUGGGCGGAUUUCUUUCGGGUCCAUUUUUGGCAGAUUUUAAAGGGGGUACCAUCACCGAUUUCGGGUGAUUUUUCCGAAAUGUCAUUUUCUUCCGAUUUGGAAGGCUAGAGAUCACAGAUUCGGCCUGAGGCUAUUCUCCACCGAUGAUGAAGUCUAUUGAUUCUAUUCUUCGCCGAUGCUUAAGCCCGCUAGGCUUCGAUUUGGGCAGAUUUCUUUUCGAUUAGUAUUUUUGUAAUUUUUGGAUGAUUUUUUUCAAAAGGCCAUUUUCUUGGAUAUCGACGGCUACAUAUCACAGAUUCGGUCUGAGGCUGCCAUCACUAACCAAGAUAUCUAAACAUUGAUUGCUAGUUACAGAAACAAUGCAAAAUGGUUUGUCGAAUAUGGAUACUCGAGAAUUAAACUGUAUGAGGAGCUAGAGCAAAUGUCUCUACAACAUAUCCAAACCCAGGGCUUAGGAUAUGGUCAGCAACUAUUGGUUACUGACCUAUGAGUAACUAAAUAUGUACCCUUAGAUCUAAGUGAGCCUAGAAAAUCUAGAUCUAACUUCAAAGGGUUGUCAAUUAAAGAUAUUUUAUUUUACCUAGUUUUCUUUAUCGGCUCUUAUCUUCUUCGUUCUAACUCGGAUUUCAAUUUUUUUGCACAGAUGUAACUAGUUCGUUGUGCUCUACAAAAAGAGAUCAAUUUUGAAUAUAUUUCGAGAAUUUAUUUUUACCAACUACAUACCAUAUGGUAAAUUUUUGGUUUUUAAGUCGUUUUUGAAAACGUUUGCUGAGAAGGAACGAGUUCAUCUUGAUUUAUCGGAUCUACAAAUUUCCGGGUGAAAAAAAUACUAAACAAAAAAUUACCAUAUUUUACCACUAUGGUAUGUGGGUGGUAACUUGUAGUAAACAAUGAUGAAAGUCAUAAAUAACAGUUAGUAUACUCCUACUAUCAUGUAUUCAACCUUCUUAUCAUAUGUCCAUAUUGGUAUGUUCGUACCAUCAUGGUACGCUUUCUUACCAUAUGGUAUUAAAUAUGAGCAUACAUAUGGUAAUGACUGGUAAAAAAUUAUUCAAUUUUUUUGUACUAAAAAUAUACAAAGUGAAUAUCAUUUUAAAUAGCACAUUUAAUCUGAUUUAUCUGUGAAAAAAAUUUAAAUUGCGACUUAAAACGAGAGAGAAUUCGUCCGUUAAAGAUUAAAGAGAAAAUAUAAAAGACUUUUCAGGAGAGAGAGGGAUACUGAUAUCAUGCUAAUGUGGACGAGUUACUCAUAGUUACUGACCAUAAGGUUACUAACCUCAUCCGUUCCCAAAACCAGACCGGUCAAGGAAUAUGGUUUGACAAUGUUGGAUUCAAUUUCGGUUUGCAAACAUACUCAGUUGGGUCAAUGCUUGUUAAUCCAAAUUCAGGAUUAUGUAAUUAACCAAUCGAAGUUUUAUUAUUUGCAUUAUGGUCCCAAUCGUCGAAUUUCUUUUUGAGGACGUGGAUAAUGAGAGCACCAUUUAGCGUGCAGCCCACGGGCGCCAGAAGCGACCGACUCCAAGCAGAACUCUCAAAGCCUCCGUUGUGGGCCCAAACGGUAACAGCCCAAUUAAAUUCAUGUCUUCUCUUCCCUAACGUCAAGGCCACUUUUCCCCCAUCGUCCCGCCGUUUCCCACUCUCCAGCGUUCGUCUCUCUUUCUCUCGCUCUCUCCUCCAGCCUUCUCCCCCAAGCUUUAGGGCAAUCUCUCCCUUCCUUCUUUCCUUCCCGGAGUGAAACGGGCAAUUCCCCCUCAACGCCGAUCGCCCAUUCCGGCAAUCAGCCUGAAGCCCCAACCUGAAAGAAGAUAACGACUCCGGGACAGCUGGGAGGAGAAUCCAUGAAAAGAUGCUAGCUGCCGCCGCGGCGUUGGCUUCAUCAACUAGCUCCCGAGAUUCCGGAUCGCCAUGUCGAGAUUUUUGACGUUUGGAGCCAUUAAGAGGAUUGCAAGUUCAGUUGCUGAAAGCCAGAGCAAUAGUAUUUCAGGGUAUAAGAGGUAUGGAACACUAGCCCAGCUGGGCUCUCAUCUUCCCCAUUUUAGACACUCUGCUCGUUACCAGCUCCCACAAGUGGGAUCUUCUGCCUUCACCAGGCACGCAGUCAAACAGCAUUCCCAGUGUGGUCUCAUUUCUCGGCCAUAUUAUGGAUCUUCACCUGCUAAACUUUUCGUCUACAAUGCCCAUCUUGCAUGGAGGAGGCUCCUUGCAAGAGGCUCUCAUGGCAGUGAUCACCCCACGGUUAUAAGCAGGAUAGCCCAAGCAGUCAGCUUGGCUUUAACAAGAUCACCUCUAGUUGUCUCUGGUGCACUGGCACUUACGUGUGGGCAAAUGGCAUGGGCAGAGAGAUCAAUGGCCGACUCCUUUCAGUAUCCAUACCCCUUGGCAAGUUCACUAUACAAUCGUGCACAAGACGGGCGGGCUUUUGUCACAUCACUAGUAUACUCUGCUGUGGAAGGUGUCAUCUUGCUUGUCAGAGCCUUCUACUUGACCAUCUUGUUUACCCCAAGCAUAGUCAUGGCACCAUUUGUUGACUUGUUUGGACCAGGAUUCAGGCGCUAUUGGCUUCAUGUCGUCCUUCGAACACUUGAAAGAGCAGGUCCAGCAUUCAUAAAAUGGGGACAAUGGGCAGCUACACGGCCUGAUCUCUUCCCUCGAGAUCUCUGUACCAAGCUGUCGGAGCUACACUCAAAAGCUCCCGAGCAUAGCUUUGCCUACACAAAAAAGACAAUUGAAAAAGCGUUUGGUCGUAAGCUAAAUGAAAUCUUCGAAGGGUUUGAGGAACUUCCUGUGGCAUCUGGAAGUAUCGCUCAGGUGCAUCGGGCAUCUUUGAGAUUCAGGUACCCUGGUCAGAAGCAGGCGAAGCCUCUUGUUGUGGCGGUCAAAGUUAGACAUCCUGGUGUUGGCAAUUCAAUUCGUAGAGAUUUCACUAUCAUCAAUGUGGUAGCAAAGAUGUCGAGAUUUGUCCCGGCUUUGAAUUGGUUGAGAUUGGAUGAAAGUGUACAGCAGUUUGCAGUUUUUAUGAUGUCUCAAGUUGAUCUUGCUAGGGAGGCUGCUCACUUGAGCAGGUUCAUAUAUAACUUCCGGAGUUGGAAAGAUGUAUCCUUCCCUAAACCAGUGUAUCCCCUCGUGCAUCCAGCUGUUUUAGUGGAGACUUAUGAGCAAGGGGAGAGUGUUUCCCACUACGUGGAUGACCUGGAGGGACAUGACCGGGUUAAAGCUGCACUUGCCCAUAUUGGGACUCACGCACUUCUGAAAAUGCUUCUGGUUGACAACUUUAUCCAUGCAGACAUGCAUCCUGGGAAUAUUCUUGUGCGGGUGGCGUCUCAGACCAAGCCCUCUGGGAAAAAACGGCUUUUCAAGUCAAAGCCUCAUGUCGUUUUCCUUGAUGUAGGCAUGACUGCUGAACUUUCGAAGAAUGACAGAGUGAAUCUACUUGAGUUUUUCAAGGCUGUUGCUCGCCGAGAUGGACGCACUGCAGCAGAAUCUGCAUUGCUGUUAUCGAAACAGCAGAAUUGUCCUGAUCCGAAGGCUUUCAUCGAGGAAGUGGAAGAGGCAUUCACAUUCUGGGGAACUCCAGAAGGAGAUUUGGUUCAUCCUGCUGAAUGCAUGCAGGAACUACUCGAGAAAGUAAGACGACAUAAGGUCAACAUUGAUGGAAAUGUCUGCACUGUCAUGGUGACAACUUUGGUUCUCGAGGGAUGGCAAAGGAAGCUCGACCCCGCGUACAAUGUGAUGAAAACGUUACAGACGCUGCUUCUUCGAGCUGAUUGGGCUAAGUCCCUAUCUUACACGAUCGAAGGGUUGAUGGCCCCAUAGAAGAGAAAGAAGGUUAUUACAGGUUGGAAACAAUUUUGUAAGUGUUUAGGACCACUAAAGAGUUCACUUGCAGUCUAAGAAAUAACGAUAACUCUCUCAGGGAUGUAUCCAUCCCUCCUGAAGCUUUAGAUGAUUCUUUGUAAUUUCCUUCAACCUUUAGGAAUUCUUCCUUUUCUUCUUUGUUUACUUCUCACUUUUUUCUUUUGUUUCCCGUUUCUUUCUGGGUCUUUUUGUCUGUACUUAAUUCGAUCGGUUUUUCCAGACAAAGGAAGAGCAACAGAGAAAGUAAAGAGAAAAUAAGUGAUGCUAGUUCUUUUAGUAUAUCAUCUCUUACCCUAGGAAGAACUAAAUCUUCCCAUUUAUCGGCAUUAUAUAUGUAAAUCCUGUGCCUAAUAUCCCAUUCCAUUCAUCAUAUUGGUUGUAAAAACUGUAAUAAAUAAUUUCGCUUCGU
Linum trigynum is the source of this 9879-nucleotide messenger RNA. NCBI's taxonomy places the organism in Eukaryota, Viridiplantae, Streptophyta, Magnoliopsida, Malpighiales, Linaceae. The record is from the annotation of a GenBank genome assembly.